This is a messenger RNA of Polychytrium aggregatum, 2086 nucleotides long. RefSeq lists its product as uncharacterized. The coding region runs from base 52 to 1863 and encodes 603 amino acids. Lineage: Eukaryota; Fungi; Chytridiomycota; Chytridiomycetes; Polychytriales. The record is from RefSeq and is a predicted model, not a curated record. The transcript has 2 exons.
CCUGCAUCAAUCAAACCCACCACCGCACUUGCUUUGCCAAGCAGGCCAGCCAUGUCAAAUAGAGCGCUGCGUGCCAGCACCCGCUCGGCUCGCCGCAACAACGAGAACGCCGCCCAGGCCAGCGAUCUCGGCCACGUUGAUGCGCAUCUCCCGCCCUUGCGCAAGUCGUCUCGACCCCUGUCGGCCACCAUGCCGGUGGUGCUUGAGCCCGCUGCCAAGCCAUUGAAGCCUGGGGCAGCACUGAAUGCAUCCAAGCCGUCCAAGACCUCUGGAGCCUUGAAGCUGUCCAAGCCAUCCAAGAUGUCCAAGACGUCCGAGACACCCCAACAAUCAAAAUCCCUCGGCAAUUCGCUUACGCCAGCAGGCAAAGUCACAGACGCCGCAGCAUCCCCGAUCUCCAAAUCGCAGCGCUCGUCCAUUUCUCGUCCACUUCGGACGCUGAUCGACAAGAGUUCAAACACCCGCGCCGAUCCCAAGACCGGCCCACCGAUCCUGGCCACUGCGAGCCCAAAAUCGAGCGUGGCCAGCCGCACCAUCCCUCUCUCGACCUCAACUCCCCAGCAUGGACGGCUGUCGGCCGUGUUUGUCCAGAGCCCCAAUCUCUCGCCGCUUGGGGGCGGCAAGCAACGGCCCUCGGUCUCGCAUGAUCCCGAUGGCAUAUUCGAGUUUGGCUUUGAUGACGACGACGAAAUCGGUCUUCCAGCGCGGCCCGCAAGCGCCCGUCAAAGUCCUGGUGGCCGAAGAAGCAUCGCCAGUCGACAACUGGGUUCAGAGAGCCCCGCUCCAUCAACCGAAAGCGACCGCAUCACAAACAGUGCUCGGUCGCCCAAGCAACGCUCGCCAAGACACGCUGCCAAAUCGUCACUGCCGCUGCUGGCCAUCGACUUGGCCUCCGAUCGGGUGCGACCCAGACGGCCGCCAUCUUCGUGGCGAAAACUGGUGGACGACUCCCGGUCCGAGCCCGAGGAGAUCGGCAUCAAUACCAAGCCCGAUCCGAUGAAAGAUCAGGCGGAGGAGGAUUGUGCCGCGCCAUCAAGCCCAACAGAAAGCCGCUCACGACGACGAACAGUGCGGUUCCGAAAGCGAUCGCCAGACCAUGACGAACCAAAACCAGCGACAUUGACACCGAACAACCCAAGGAGCUCGCGGCCGAUGAGAUCGGCCCUGAAAGCCCCCAGUAGCACUCAAGCACGAGCAACCGCAAACGAACCCGCAAACGAACCCGCAUCACCAGCCCAGCAAGCUGUCACUCUGGAUUCUCCGACAAAGGGCGGCAGCGCCGAUCUCAUUCCGGUUGAGACCACCGGUGCUUUGCCCGUCGAUGGCAGUGUUGCUGGUUGUGCAGAGCGUCCCGUCGACGAUCCACAGCUCUGUCCGUCACCGGCAGCACCGGCCCUGUCUUCGCCAUCGGCGUCCCAAGUAUCGCCGGGAUCGAGCCAUUUGUCGUCGCCGCUGCUUCCUGUCGGAAAGAUUUCAGAGAGCAUGGAUCUCGAGCCUCUGUCUUUGCCGACUCCCCGCAAGCCCGCUGAGCCGAGCGGGGCCCACAAACCAGCGAUUCGCAACAACAAGCGAAAGCAGCCCCAACAACCGCGGCGGCGGAGGCGACGGGCUUCGCUCCAGGAUACCGACUCGAUAGCCGCAGAUUCCGACGGUGACGAUGAUGCCGAUGAUGCCGAUGAUGCCGAUGGGAUCGACGAUGAAGAUCGGCCCAGGCGAGCCAGAAAGAGGCCAAAGACCUACGGCCGACGCAACGAGGGCGAGCCAUCGGCCGACGCGAGCCUGGAUGAUCGGAUCCGGAAGGAAAGAGAGGAAAGGAUCCAGCACUUUGCCGAAGUGGACGAGUUUGUGAUCGAGGGCUGGUAGUUGCUGGCGUUGGCGGAUGCCAUGGGGGGCAGCCCAUCGGCGUUGUUGGUGCUGGGAUGUGGGUCGUGGUUGGCUGGUCCUGAACGAUUGGGGUCUUGUUUCGACACCGAUCUCCGAGAUGCACACCAGCAGCAACUCUGCCACCGGUGGAUGUCGUGGCGGCCUGGUUAAUGCGAUAAAGUUAUUUGCAUUCUGCUCCAAAGAGCAACGGCCGCACCCCACA